This is a messenger RNA of Triticum aestivum (bread wheat), 2892 nucleotides long. RefSeq lists its product as uncharacterized. The transcript has 2 exons. NCBI's taxonomy places the organism in Eukaryota, Viridiplantae, Streptophyta, Magnoliopsida, Poales, Poaceae. Bases 1 to 2853 code for a protein of 950 amino acids. The record is from RefSeq and is a predicted model, not a curated record. Gene Ontology annotation, cellular component: membrane.
AUGGUGCAUCCAGAGCAAAGCAAUGAUGAUAACCUCAUGCUGGACCUGCGCAAGUACAUCCUGGUGAUGGCCAUCCUGGCGGCGACGGUGACCUAUGUCGCUGGGCUCAACCCGCCUGGAGGAGUCUGGCUGAGCAGCAAGGACGGCUACCUCAUCGGCAACCAGAUUCUUGUGGUGACGGACCACCCCCGGUACAACGCCUUCUUCUACAGCAACGGGGCCGCAUUCAUGGCGUCGGUCGUGGUAAUCCUCCUCCUCCUCCUCGUGGAGCAGAGGGAGAAUGCCGAAAAAGGCUCCUCGCCCCGCUUUAUAGAUAAAGCAAUAACCACGCGGUGGUGGCAGAAUCCCAAGCCGCUCAUCCUCCUCGCGCUGAGGGUGGUCAUGGCGCUGGACAUGCUCGCGCUCAUGGUGGCAUACGCUGCAGGGGCCAGCCGUGGAAUGGUCACAACUGUCUUCUCCUCCGUGCUGGUAUCUGUUGUCUCCAUCUAUGCUGUGUUUCAUAUGAUCAAGUAUAUCAGCGCAGGAAAACUGGAAGAAAAUGCUGAAGCCAGUGGCGAGGAUAAAAAACUUGAGCGGGCACGUCAGAUUAUGAUGUUGUUUGCAAUUUUUGCGGCAACAAUAACCUACAUGGCGGGGAUGAGCCCCCCAGGUGGCUUCUGGCCGGAUACCCAGGACAGCCACCGUGCCGGUGACCCGGUCCUGCUAGAUGACCACUCACGCCGGUUUGUGGCCUUCUUCGUCUGCAACACCUUUGCAUUCAUCACAUCCCUAGCUGCCAUCAUGCUACUUACAACCGUCACCAGCAAGCUCGAGGAGGGCUCUUACAAGAAGUGGUGCCACCAUGCGCCAUACGUGUGCGUAAACGUGGCAUUGCUUGGCCUUUUCGUGGCCUACGCCAUUGGGAGCUGCAGGAAGACUCGCUCUACCGUCUACUUAUUCAGUCUGGUUCUCCCGGUUCUCAUAUACACCGUUCUCCAGUUCAUGAUCCAGAAAUUCCUGGAGCAAAUAAAAAGACUUCUAGCAUCAUGUUUGAUCGAGAACAAUCUAAGAUCAUGCUGGGGCAGGAAUGACAAUGACCAUGAGAAAGACAACCGGCUGAAGAAGGCCCAUUCUCUCGUACUGCUACUUGCAACCCUUGCCACGACCAUCACCUACCAAGCGGGGAUGAACCCACCGGGUGGCUUCUGGCCCGACAACCGUGACGGGCACAAGGGAGGUGACCCGGUACUUGUAACCACGCAUGCUAGACGCUACAGGGUGUUCUUCUACUGCAACUCGGUCGCCCUUGUGACUUCCGUAGUUGUCAUCGUCAUGGUCCUGAGCAAGCAUGUGACAUCAAGCGUCGUCCACAAGCGACACGCCCUGGAGGCUGCCAUGAUACUAGACCUGCUCAGCCUCAUGGCUGCGUAUGCAGUCGGCUGUUGCCGGGAUGUAACCACCUCCCUCCACGUCAUCGCUCUGGCUGGUGCAGUAUUGGUCUACGUGGUGAUCCACAUCGUCUUCUUCACGCUAGAUCCUAAGGUCAGGCCGGAGGAGGAGAUGAACAAGAAACACAAGCUGCUGCUGCUGCUAGCCAUCUUGGCCGCAACCAUCACUUACCAAGCUGGGUUGACCCCACCUGGCGGCUUUUGGGGUGAGGACGACGGGUUUGGUCAUAGAGCAGGUUAUCCUGUCCUCUUGAGUAACUACCCUCGCCGUUACACAACGUUCUUCUACUGCAACGCCACGAGCUUUAUGGCAUCCAUAGCCAUGAUCAUCCUCCUUGUGAAUCCGAACCUGUACACACCCGGCAUAAAUUGUUAUGCACUCUAUGUGUGUGCUCUGGCGGGCUUAUUUGGCCUCGUGGGUGCCUAUGUCGCAGGAAGCUCCCGGCAUGUGCGGACAUCCAUCAUUGUGGUUGCAUUGGUUGCUGUGGUGUUCGUGUUUGUCAUCUUACUGCUUAUAGUGCUGAAGCAGAAUAAAGAUCCCAAGCCUACAAAGAGCCAGGUAGAUGAAAAGGGCACAGAAGAAAAAAAUAUCCAGGAAGAUGGAAAGGGUACAGAGGAAAAAAUGAUCCAGGAAGUUGAAAAGGGUACAGAAGAAAAAAAUAUCCAGGAAGAUGAAGAGGGUACAGAAGAAAAAAAGAUCCAGGAAGUUGAAGAGGGUACAGAAGAAAAAAAGAUCCAGGAAGAUGAAGAGGGUACAGAAGAAAAAAAGAUCCAGGAAGAUGAAGAGGGUACAGAAGAAAACAAGAUCCAGGAAGUUGAAAAAGGUACAGAAGAAAAAAAGACUCAGGAAGAAAAAAAGCGUACUAUUAAAGAAAAAAAAGAAUACACCAAGGGAAAGUAUUUGAUGCUGGUGGGCAUCUUAGUGGCGAGUGUCACCUAUCAGGCCGGCCUUACUCCACCCGGCGGAGUGUGGCCGGACAGCAGCAAUGGGCACACGGCUGGCGACUCGGUCCUGCAUGACAGCAACAAGCACCGGUACCGUUUUUUUUUCUACAGCAACUCCAUUUCCUUCCUAGCGUCGGCCAUCGUCAUCCUCCUACUCCUGCUGGACAAGCCACUGUUUUCGGAGAAGGGACUCCUAGGCAUGAAGAGCAAGGAGCUGCUCCGAGUAGCGCAGUCUUCGGUUGUGCUGGCCUUGCUUGGCCUCCUUUGGGCAUAUGCCUCUGGCUGCAGCCGCGAGUGGGAGACAUUUGGUUACAUUGGCGCACUUGCCUUUGCCGUGCUGCUCUACAUUGCCAUCCAUGUGGUACUAUCGUGCCGUGACAAGAAAGACGAGUCUCCUGCCAAGCAAUGCAAUUGCAAAUGCAUAUGUAAAGCCGGUGGAGGAGCACUGGAGGGAACUAAAGUUGGGGCUAACAAUGUUUAGGGAUCUUCUGCUCACAUGUGUAUCUCCUUUGUAUGUACC